UUAAACAAUAAAUAUCUGUGUAAUAGAUGCACAGAGCAGUUCUGCCUUCAAAGCUACUUCCACUACAACUACUACUGCAUGUUGAUGAGUACAGAGAGCAGAGAAUAUGGACACUACAGUCAGAGGAACACUGCAGGCUGACUUUGAUACAUUUGAUAUUUCUGAAGAGCUUGGAUUUCUGCUUGAAGAACCUCUGAGACACCUUCCAGACUAUUAUCAGGUUUGGCUGGACCUGGCUAAUAAUCUUGAGCAUCUGAUAGAGACUGGUAAACUAAGGGAGCUGGUUCAUAAGAUGCCGCUCUUGAGCACCCACCUUUUGAGUAACCAUCGGGAGCUCAGGCUGGCUCAUCUAGCUCUGGGAUUCAUCAGCAUGGGAUACGUGUGGCAGGAAGGACAACAAGCACCUGCUGAGAUUCUCCCUAAAGCCCUGGCCUGGCCCUUUUGGCUGAUAUCUCGCAGGCUUGGCCUUCCACCCAUCCUAACCUACGCGGACACAGUUUUGGCAAACUGGAAAUUAAGGGAUCCCACAGGAGAAAUGGAAAUCAGGAACAUGGACUUGAUAUUUUCCUUUCCUGGUGGAGAGAGUUGCAGGGGAUUUUUUAUAGUGUCACAGUUGGUCGAGAUGGCUGCCAGUUCAGGCGUGACGGGGGUUCUGGAGGUGAUGCAUGCAAUGAAAAUCUCAGACCUCAGCGGUGUGCAGAGAGGUCUCAACAAAGUGACUCAGUCUUUGAAGAGGAUGAAGGAAACUUUCAAACUCAUGCACAAUCAUGUGGAUCCAACUCUGUUUCAUGGAAAAUUAAGACUUUUUCUUUCAGGGUGGCGAGACAACCCUUUGCUUCCAUGCGGGUUGUUAUAUGAAGGUGUGAGCGAUGAGCCAAUUUUUUUAUCAGGCGGGAGUGCAGCCCAGAGUUCAGCCAUUCAGUGCUUCGAUGCUUUGCUGUGCAUCCGGCACGAGGAUGAGACAGGUGCCUUCCUGACACGUAUGAGGGAUUACAUGCCUACCGCCCACCGUCAUCUGAUAGAAACUCUAUCCGUCGGUCCAUUUCUGAGAGACUUCAUCCUAUCUCGCUCCAGCUCUGACCUCUGCCAGGCCUACCUAUCCUGUGUCUCAGCGCUGGUGGAUUUACGUAACUAUCACCUCAAUACCGUCACCAAGUACAUCAUUGUGCCUGGGAAUCGAGCCCGUGCAAUCGGCUGCCCGUUCAGAGGUGUGUGUACUGCGCUGAACAAGACAGGGUCCGGCGGAUCCGUCCUAAUGGUCUUCCUUAAGAGUGUUCGUAAUAACACCCAAAAAGCACUGAUCUUAAAGAGACCACCACAAACUGAAAUAUGAUAUAAUCAAUAGCAUAUUAUGCCAUAUCAUAUGCAUAAUAUUCAACAGAGUUGUAUUACAUCAUCUACUUGGUAUAGUAUGUAUUAAAGUCAGUCAUUAAAAU
Messenger RNA from Labrus mixtus (cuckoo wrasse), 1436 nucleotides. RefSeq names its product indoleamine 2,3-dioxygenase 2-like. The transcript has 10 exons. Gene Ontology annotation, biological process: 'de novo' NAD+ biosynthetic process from L-tryptophan. Lineage: Eukaryota; Metazoa; Chordata; Actinopteri; Labriformes; Labridae. The record is from RefSeq and is a predicted model, not a curated record. Gene Ontology annotation, molecular function: L-tryptophan 2,3-dioxygenase activity; heme binding; indoleamine 2,3-dioxygenase activity. Gene Ontology annotation, cellular component: cytoplasm. The coding region runs from base 107 to 1333 and encodes 408 amino acids.